UACCGCGCCAGUGGGCGGGACGUAAGCUUAUGAGGAUUUUGCUUGUUUUCUUUUUGCGUCAGGAAGCUGUUUGAUAAAACUUGCUAUUGUAGGUUGGACGGAGUAAAGAAAGGGAGCGUGAAAAAAUAUAUAUUUCCCCAAAAAUGAGUGAAAAGAAAGGAGAACAGAACCAAGUAAAAUAUUACCGUCUGGAGGAAAUCCAAAGCCACAACUCAAGUAAAAGCUGUUGGAUUAUCAUUCACCAUAAGGUUUAUGAUGUGACCAAGUUUCUAGAAGAGCACCCUGGAGGAGAAGAAGUUCUAAGAGAGCAAGCUGGGGGGGAUGCUACGGAGAGCUUUGAAGAUGUUGGUCAUUCUUCAGAUGCUAAAACUCUGACUCAGACAUAUGUUAUAGGCGAGCUUCAUCCAGAAGAUCAUCCAAAAAUUGCAAAACCAGUGGAGCCACCCCUUAAAAUGGUGCCUGAAACAAGUUGUUGGACCAGUUGGGUAAUUCCAGGAAUAGCAGCAGCUCUUGUUACACUGUUGUAUCGAUUAUAUGUGACUGAAGAAUAAUGGAAAUUAAGAUAACUAUGGAUCAAAUUCAUAUAAUAAUGUAACUAUUUGAAAUAUAAUAAUCAAUUCUAGCUCUAAUUCAGAGUAUUCCCUUAUACAUGAAGGUUUUUUUUCCCUUAAACUCAGAAGAUUAAAAAUAUUUAUUUUAAGUGUACCUUUUGAGCCAUUUACUGUUUUCACAGUGUAAUUUGAUGUAUAUAUGAUCAUGUGCCACCAGCAUGAAAAUGCUUACUUUUAGCAUAGUUAAGAUGCUUUAUCAUGAAAGCUGUAAUAAUGUCUGUGGAUUUAAUCUGAUAUUUUGUAUGUUGUUAAUGAAAAUAACUUUUCUUGUCUUAACACAGACUUGUAAUCUGUCUAAAUACAAUAAAUGUGAAUUAAAUUUUCAAUUAAA
Messenger RNA from Erpetoichthys calabaricus (reedfish), 942 nucleotides. RefSeq names its product cytochrome b5 (gene cyb5a). The record is from RefSeq and is a predicted model, not a curated record. Gene Ontology annotation, cellular component: intracellular membrane-bounded organelle; membrane. Gene Ontology annotation, molecular function: heme binding. Bases 144 to 551 code for a protein of 135 amino acids. Lineage: Eukaryota; Metazoa; Chordata; Cladistia; Polypteriformes; Polypteridae. The transcript is spliced from 5 exons.